Molecule: messenger RNA, 1764 nt
Organism: Macrobrachium nipponense
Lineage: Eukaryota; Metazoa; Arthropoda; Malacostraca; Decapoda; Palaemonidae
Product: myosin-2 heavy chain, non muscle-like
Exons: 1
Coding region: 1-1764 (587 amino acids)
Source: RefSeq, a predicted model, not a curated record
AUGUUUUCUGUACUUAUCGUAGCUUUUUGUGCUCUUACAUUUGUGGCCUGUGGAUUGCUUAACUCGAUUGCUGAGGACCUAAUGACGCUCUACUUGGCUGAAGGACCUUCGAGUGAGCCACAGGAUUUAUACUUUAUAGCUGAGGAACCUGUUGUUCCUGAAAUUGUUGUUGACCAGAUGAACUUUUGGACGCCAGGCAGGGCCGCCGCCAUCACUUGUAUGGGUGUGGCUUUGUUGGCUGGCCUGGCGGUGGCUGCUUACCGCAAAUACCGAAGACAAGGAAAGUAUAUUCACGAUCUAGAAGAAGAACUGGAAAUGCGACAAACUGAAGUGGCCAGACUGAGAGAUCGUCUGGAAACUCAACAGGAUGGAAACUUGAAGACGGACAUGACCCAAGACGUUCAAUCUUUGGAACUCCAACGAGGAAGUCUGGACGCUGAUAUAAUGAUGCUGGAAGAGAAUCUGGAAAAGAGUAAGCUCCGGGAAACUAAAAUGGAACGUGUCUUGAACGAAGCUAAGGAGCAGAUCGAGUCUCUGCAGAAUCAAAUCGCAGAGAAAGAUCUUUUGAUUGAACGGACCGCAUUGCAUAAAACAGAAAUGGAACGUCGUCUGGAAGAAGAGGAGAAAGCGAGAGACUGUGACAUCCAGAUUUUGGAAAAAAAGUUGAAUCUUUUCCAAGAGAGGAUGGAAAGCGCCAAAAAGGAGGAAACUGAGCUCGCCUCCAGAUUACAGGAAGCUGAAGCCACCAACCGAGUGUUGGCUUCAGCGAAUGAAUGCUUCAAGAGGGCAAAUGACCAACUGAGAGAAGCUCUGGAAGAGAAAGAGAAGGAGGUCGACCAUCUGGACAUUUUAAAAGAAGCUUCUGCACACGUAAUAGUCGGUCUACAACAGAGGAAUGGCGAUCUCGAGGAGGAAAUUAAAAAGAAUAAGGACGAAAAGGAGAAGACCAGACUUUUGAACGACGAAGUUCAGCAGAUAAGGAACUGGGUUGCUGAACUUGGAGGUAAAAACGCCAUACUGGAGGAGGAAUUGGCCAAGAAAGAAAUAAAAAUAAAUUUACUAAGGAAUUCGCUAGAAAAUGCAGAAGGAGAGAAUAGUAUUUUGAAAAAAGAAGUUCAGCAUAUGAGAGAAUGGGUAGCUGAACUGGGCGGUCAAAAUGCUAAGAAGGAUGAGGAAUUGGCCAGUCAUGAACAAGAAAUGAAUUCACUGAAGGAUUCUUUAGGGAAUGAAAAGGAGAGGAACAGAAGUUUGAUUGAACAAGUUCAGCACAUGAGAAAUUGUGAAGCUGAACUAGGAGGUAAAAAGGCCAAGUUGGAAGAAGAGUUACUCAAUAAAGAACAAGAAAUAAAUUCACUGAAGAAUUCUUUAGAAAAUGGCGAACAGACCAACAGAAUUCUGAGAGAAGAAGCUCAGCUGAUGAGAAAAUGGGCAGCCGAAGUUGAUAGUGAAAAGGCUGAAGUAAAGAAAGAGUUAGCUGAGAUGGACCAGGAAAUAACUCUUUUGAAGAAUUGUUUGGAAAAGGAAGAAGAGACAAACAGAAUUCUGAAUGAGGAAUUGGAGCAGAUGAAGUCGAGACUGGCUGAAUUGGAAGGUACGAAUCUAGAUAUUAAGGGUGAAAUGACCCAAAAAGAUGAAGUGAUAAAGUCCAUGGCGAAUGCUCUAGAAAGUGAAAAGGAGAGAAAUAAGGAGUUAAGGAAAAAGUUGCUGAAGCAAGUUGAAAGACUUGAUCGCAUCGUAGCAUUCACCCGAACCAUGGAUGAAUAA